Molecule: messenger RNA, 231 nt
Organism: Cercopithifilaria johnstoni
Lineage: Eukaryota; Metazoa; Nematoda; Chromadorea; Rhabditida; Onchocercidae
Source: the annotation of a GenBank genome assembly
AUGCUUCAAAUAAACUCAUAUUCGUUUGAUGGUGCUGUUAUUGUCGGUUUGCUCGUAAUUUGCACCUGUGCUUAUUUAAAGAGGGUACCUCGCAUUAAUCUGUGGCUUCUUAGUGAGAAGAAAGGUUUCCUUGGUAUAUUUUAUAAAGCAGCAGUUAUCGGAACUCGUUUGCAUUUCAUAGUUUCGCUUACUUGUUUGUUUUCUGCUGGAUAUAUUUUGUUUGUUAGAUAA